CGUUUCGCAUUGCUGUUCUAGGUUUACCGCAACCUUAGCCUCGGUAUGGAGCAAGUCUACUUUCGCUUUGUCAACAGACCACAAGAUUCAAGACAGAAAUCAAAGAAAUGAGUAAUAUUUACAUUCAAGAGCCCCCAACCAAUGGGAAAGUUCUAUUAAUAACAUCAGCUGGAGACCUGGACAUUGAGUUGUGGUCGAAAGAAGCACCUAAAGCAUGUCGAAACUUUAUACAGCUCUGCAUGGAAGGCUACUACAAUGGAACUAUAUUUCAUCGAGUGGUGAAGGACUUUAUUGUUCAAGGAGGGGAUCCAACUGGAACAGGAACGGGAGGAGAAUCAAUUUAUGGAAAGCCAUUUAAAGAUGAAAUUCACUCUCGAUUACGGUUUGUCAGGAGAGGGUUAGUUGCCAUGGCGAACGCUGGAGCAAAUGAUAAUGGCAGUCAGUUUUUCAUUACAAUGGGACCAACCCCUGAGCUACAAAAGGAACAUACAAUAUUUGGAAAGAUAACAGGGAACACGCAGUAUAACUUAGGAAAAUUACAGGAAGUGGAGGUUCAACAUGAUUACGACCCUCUCAAAACUACACAUAUUUUAUCAAACCCAUUUGAUGACAUUAUUCCAAGAGUAUCUGCACAUGAAAGAAAAUCUAAAGAAUCAAAAGAAGACAAAGUGAAGAGCAAGUCAAAAGCCACAAAAAAUUACAAAUUGCUGUCGUUUGGAGAUGAAGCAGAAGAACAGGAAGAGGAAGUAGAUCUGGUAUCCAAGGACUCCAAAGGGAAGAGUAAAAGUAGCCAUGACCUUAUAGAUGACCCUUCCCUCAGUACAGAAACCACAGAGAUAGACCAGGAGGAAGUCAGACAGAGACUAGCACAGCCACCAAAGGAGAAAAAGAGGAAAUCCCCGUCACCAGACAAAGACCAGAAAGAGGAGCAAGAGAGAGUAAGUAGAACUGAAGAAUUGCGACAAGAGGCAAAGCGAUUAAAGAGAGACCUGAGAGAGAUGAAAACAGACAAGAAACAAAGUGAAGAGAACACAGUUAAAGAAGAACCAGAGGAAAAGAAUGAGGUCAUAACAGCCUACAAGGCAGAGCGAGAAAAAUACAAGAAAGCGAAAGUAAAGAAAGGGAGUGGCAGGGAGGAAGCUACACUCGCCCUGCUGGCAAAGUUCCAGUCCAAGCUGGACUCUGUCAAAAGAAUCUCAGGUGACUACAGUGAUGAGGAAGAGGCCCCAGAAGGGGAGACUGAAACUGCAGAGGCCCCAGGGGAUAUGUCAUGGAUGACUCACAAGUUAAUUUUUGAAGAUGAAGAAAGAAAGAAAAAAGUGAUAGAUGCCAACGUACAAGAACUUGAUCGUUAUGAGAUCUACGACCCUCGUAAUCCCCUCACAAAAAGAAGACGAGAAAACAUUAAUUUAACAUUUAGCUGUCAGGGUAAUGAUGGUGCUGCUACAGUUGAAAAUGGCUACGACAUAAUGAAAAUCUGUGGCGACAGUCCAGAACUGUCAAUGGUCGCGGACGAUGACCUGAACAUGGCGGAAAUCACAAUCUGCUUUCUGGAAAACACUACUGCUAUGAGUAAAAGCAACGAAUCGAUGCUCAUGAAAUUUACUAUUGGUGGAUAUUCAAAAAAUACAACGUGGGAACCAUCAGAAGUUUCCAUGGUGAUAGAUAAUGCUCAUUUGCCAUGCGGAAGUGGAUACCUCAGAGCUCAGGUGCAGAACUAUGGGAAGGUUAUUGCAACAGAGUACGAGAGGGCGAUAAGAGUGUGUGACAACUCAGACAUAGAUAUAAGUCUCCAUAUUAAUGCCACAAUGAAGACUCCGGUGAAACCACAGCUGUACACCGGGAAGUACUCCAACGAUCUUCUGUCGCAGCUUUCACAGUACAUGGACUUCAACAAAGCAGUUCUUCGUAACCUUGGAAACAGAAUGUUACCUAAUGCGACAAUGGAGACCCCUCACAUGGUAGCUGUCUAUCUCACAACUCAAAAACAGAUGAUGCAUGACCAGGGCGGGAAAUGCUUGGUGCCUACCUACACAAUCAUCGACCAACUCAUCGGCCAUAUUGCCAUUACAGAUGGAAUUAAGCCGGGAGAAGAAUUUAACAUAGUUCCUCACUUACAUGGACAUUAUAUUCCGGAAAAAACCUCAGUCUGCGGAGACGCAGAAUUGGUCAUUUUUUACGACCCUCUAAAGAUAAACAACGACGUUGAUGAAUGCAACGAUUUUACAACAGUGCCAGUUUAUGUCACGUGCUCAAGUAAUGUCAAAAUGGAUAACUGCGUGUUGUGUCCGAAUCCCGUCGAUACUAAAACAUGGGCAUUAUUUAGCAACAUGACAUUCUACGAGUAUAAUAGCAUGGACGAUGAAUGGAAGGGGACUGAAUUGCGUAUGAUGGACAUGGAAACUAGAAAAGAACUGGUAAAUGCUGGAAUGUCUCAACUCAUGCAGAGCCAUCUGUUGGGACUCUACUCACAAUCAAACGAGGGACUUUGUAUGUUUGUUGGCCGAGCAGAAAAAGAUACUAUGAUGAAACUACAGAAAAUGAUGGUACCAGAGCCCAGGCCUAUGGAAGGACUUGAGAACAGAUUACAAAGGAUAAUGAAUGCAAUGGGAACUUACCAAGAUGUGGGUUCUGAAAUGGAAUCCUUGCAGAUGUGGGGGGAUUCUGAGUCAGACCCAGUCAACAAAUCACUCAUUAUGGGAGCUUAUACUGGGCUGGCUAUGAUUCAAAGUAUCAACUUAUUGUUAUUGAAAUCCCAGAUAUUGAAUGAACAGUUUCCUGCAAAUACGACACGUUUAAUGUACGGUCAGAUGCUGAGAGGUCUUGCACAGAUGAACCAUAUGGGUGAAAUGUAUCCAAUGUUAACUACUACGUACGGUAUGGAGGUAUUAAAGUAUGCCAAAGCGGUUCAGAUUCUAACUUUUUACCUUCACAUGAAAAACAUUCUACCUGAAAAUGUAGCCAAGCCCUUAGUAAAGAUGACAAAAUACCUGAUGAACAAGCAAAUGGAAUCCAUGUCUAAUGACACAGGAAGCAGUUUUUGGCAGAUGUCAUCUUGUCCUUUUGACCAGCAGGUCAGCAUAGUAUCCAAGGCUAUCCUGAUGUUUGCCAAUGGAUGGGACGGCGAGGAGAUGAAACAGGCGAUGCAAAUGAAAGAGAAACUUAAAAUGGGCAUGUGCAGCGGUAACAUGCUUCGAGUCUUCUUGCUUAAAGGUGGCCAUAGAGUAGUCAGGAAAGCGCUUCUCCGUAAAUCUCUUAUGGAAAAAGGGAUGAAACUUGAUGAUUUGAAGAAGAUUCCGAAAAAUUGCAGGCGAAGUCCCUUUGAGCCAUAUGAUGCACCUCUUGAACAUUUUAUGGUAAACGACGAUGGUAAAAUAAUGAAAGGUGCACACAAUCCAAUACAGCAAGUCUUUACACACAAAGUUAUAGCCACGUGCCAUUGCAAGGACACCUGCACUGACAAUGCAAUGGGUGGAUCUACAAGCAUGGGUGGCGGCUAUCCAGAAAUGGGCAGAUCUAAUGGCAUGUGGUCGACAACUACCCCGUCGUGGAUGUUUCACGAAAUGAGGGGCACAACUCCCCCUCCGUGGAAUACCCCUAGUCCACCGAUGACGCGGGAUCUUCGCCCUCCCCCACCCACAACCAAUUGAUUUUGAAGACUUCACAUAUAUUCUUUAAUUUAUUGUUCAUGUUUUUCCCCGUUAUAAUCCGAUUUUUUAAAAUUCCCUGUUGAGGAAAAUUGUCUGAUGUAAAGAAUGGAUACGUACAAGCAAAGACAACUGCUCAAUCUGAGAGGAUAUU
Molecule: messenger RNA, 3801 nt
Organism: Saccostrea cuccullata (small rock oyster)
Lineage: Eukaryota; Metazoa; Mollusca; Bivalvia; Ostreida; Ostreidae
Exons: 22
Coding region: 108-3650 (1180 amino acids)
Biological process (GO): protein folding; protein peptidyl-prolyl isomerization
Cellular component (GO): catalytic step 2 spliceosome
Molecular function (GO): peptidyl-prolyl cis-trans isomerase activity
Source: RefSeq, a predicted model, not a curated record